UUUUGUCAGAAUCACCUGUGGCUCAUCAGAGGACGACCAUGAGUCUAUGGACUAACCUCAGGCUCCUCCUGCCCCUGAUGCUCCUGCAGUGGACCACAGGACUGACCCCCAUCCCAGAGAGUCUGGAGGUUUACUCCGGGGCAAACGUGCUCCUGUCCUGCUCCGCUCCUCCAGACACUGACCUGGACGAUGUGAUUCUGGAGUGGACCCGAUCUGACCUGGAAGACACCAACGUGUUCCUGUUCAGAGACGGACGGCCCUACCUGUCCUACCAGCACGAGCAGUUCAGAGGUCACGUAGAGCUCCAAGACCCCUCCCUCCAGAGUGGAGACCUGUCAAUCAUCCUGAAAGACGUCGCUCUGCAGGACAGUGGGAAGUACAGGUGCCACGUCAAAAGCUUAUUACACGUCAGGAAACGCUCUGUGUUCAACACACCGCCCAUAAAAGUCAUCGACCUCAAAGUGCUGGGGCCAGAGCCUGAGAGGAUCCAGGCGCAUCCUGGACAAGACGUGGUCCUAAAGAUGGCGCCCGUGGACUUCCCCGUGUCCUCCUUCAUGUGGAAACGCCCAGAGGAUCAGGAGCACUUUGUGUUUCUCCACGGCAUGGGCCACCCGCACCACCAACACCCCCAGUACCAAGACCGGGUCCAGUUCAAGAACCAGGACCAGACCCCAGACCAGGUCAAAGACCUGUCCGUGAUCCUGCGCAGAGUCCAGCCCAGCGACAGCGGAACCUACCAAGGCUACAUCGUCCAAUCACAACAGCGCAGGAAGAGAGACGUCCACCAAUCAGAGCCCGUCAAAGUGAUCGUCUUAGAGGUGGCAAGUGGAGGUUGCAGGUUCGAGGCUGGAGUUGGCGUUGUGGCGUCUGUCUUCAUCUCGUUGAUUCUUCAGUUUUUUAGAUAGAAAACGUGUCAUUUGUUUAUUUGACUUUGACUUGAGAAUGUAAAACUUAAAGACGAGGUAUUAUGCAAAAUGUACUUUUCUGAGCUCAAUUCAAACCCUCCCUGUGGUUAUCAGUACAAGCCUGUACGAGGCUCCGCCCACAAUAACAGAUUUUAUAUUAUUACUGUAGUGCAAAGAUGUUUUAGAUUCUGCUUCAUUCCAAAGGUUAAACUCUCUCAGUUUGACUCAGUUUAAACACAUCUGAGCCUCGCCGUUUCUCUGUGAUCAGUUUAAAGAUAAAAGGAGUUCUGACAUUGGCUCCUGUCGUAUAAUAGUAAAAGAGCCAGUC
Messenger RNA from Periophthalmus magnuspinnatus, 1233 nucleotides. RefSeq lists its product as uncharacterized. Gene Ontology annotation, biological process: T cell costimulation; positive regulation of T cell proliferation; negative regulation of T cell proliferation. NCBI's taxonomy places the organism in Eukaryota, Metazoa, Chordata, Actinopteri, Gobiiformes, Gobiidae. Bases 39 to 905 code for a protein of 288 amino acids. The record is from RefSeq and is a predicted model, not a curated record. The transcript is spliced from 4 exons. Gene Ontology annotation, cellular component: external side of plasma membrane.